CAGCCUUGCUUUGCUUUCGCCACCAUUUUGAAAUCGUCGGUCAGCAGUUAAGGUAAACGAGAUAAGACAUCGUCAUUGUUCCAAAAUGAGCGAACAGCUUUGCAAACUAUUUGUUGGUGGCCUGAAUGUCGACACCGACAACAACAGCCUGCGGAAACACUUCGAGCAGUUCGGUACUCUCACCGACUGCGUGGUCGUCACCAACAAGCAGCUGCAACGGUCCCGUUGCUUCGGCUUUGUCACUUACGCUUCGCCAGAGGAGGCCGACGAGGCCAUGAAAGGCAGGCCACACACCGUCGACGGUAAUGCCGUCGAGCUGAAGCGGGCCGUUGCAAGGGAAGACGCAAACAAACCAGAAGCCCUUGCAAAGGUUAAGAAAAUAUUCGUUGGCGGCCUUAAAGAUGACAUCGAGGAAGAACAUUUGACCAACCACUUCAGUCAAUACGGUGAGGUGGAGAAGUCCGAAGUCAUCUCAGAGAAGGAAACCGGAAAGAAGCGAGGUUUCGGCUUCGUGUACUUCACCGAGCACGAUUCGGCCGACAAGUCUGUAGUGGUGAAAUUCCACACAAUCAACGGACACAAGGUUGAGGUGAAAAAGGCCCUGACCAAGCAGGAGAUUCAGGCUUCCGGCAGGAGCAACAUGGGGAUGGGCGGAAGAGGCGGUAGAGGAGGCAUGAGAGGGAAUCAAAAUGGCUACGGUAACAGGGACUAUGGCGGAAACUACAACUACGGAAAUGGCGGAGGCUAUGCUGGGGGCUACGGAGGAGGCUACGGCGGCGGCUACGGAGGAGGCUAUGGAGACCAGGGUAGUGGAUACGGUGGUGGAAACGGCUACAAUGAGUUUGGUAGCUAUGGCCAACAUUCAUCCGGGUACGGUCCAAUGAAGGGUCCCUACGGGCCUCAGCGAAGCGCUGCUCCCUACAGCCGAGGUGGGGGCGGUGGCGGCGGAUACCCAAGGGGAGGAUAUGGAGGCGGCUACUAAACGAAGACUGCUCAUCGACCACCCAACCCAUUUCGACUCGGUACCUGAAUUCCACCGCCAAAAUUCUAAAUCAGUAACGGGGUGUCUGCCGUGAAAGUCGUCCACGGCAGAGAUAAGGACAGAGAUCCCCACUGUUCAGCCCAAACAGGUAGGAAGGUCACUUCCCAGAAAAACCUGUAGAUUUCCAGCACCGCUUCAACUAGGACACAUUAAAAGAAUAAAUGAUAAAAUUGAUCCCUUUUAUGUACCCACGCACCAAUGUGUGGCUAGUCGUUUAGAAUUAUUUUUUUAUUUGCGUUCAAUCGUUAUUUUUGGAACUUCUGAUGUAGGUUUGUUUUUGUUGCUGAUAAGUUGAUACCUUUUCUUAAUAUUUUACAUUUUAAACAGGUAGACUAGGUUGUUUAUUUCUGGUGUGUUUUCAUUUUGUGAGGAUAAAACAGCAUUUUUGUGCUUAUGGAUUUCAGCUGUGUUAAACUGAUCACAUUUAUAUGUAUGUUAUUCACAUCAGUGAAUCAGUGAAAAGCGGGAACACUUCAGGAUCCAGUCUCUGUUCCUCCACAUACUGUUUUCCAACUCCGACCAUAGCUCCACAACCGAACCUGUUUAUUUUCCUGUAGCAAUAUCCUAUGUAUAUUGUAUACUUAAAUGUCUGGAGAACAAACUUACUGUUUAAACACAUUGAUAUGCUUUAUGUAUGUUCUUUUUAAAUAAACCAAUUCUACCACGUAGCUUAGUUAUCUUACUUAUUUAACCAGGCUUCCUCAAGUUUAUCCACAGGUUUAGAAGUGACUUCAUCUCCCUCUUUAUAGUUCCCAGUUUUUACCUUUACACUCAGGUGGGUGAAAUGAAUGAGUCUGCCCACAGCCAAUGCAUGUAGGCUUUGUAGGGUUUGACAAUUAAUUUUACUUAUGUGCUAAUUUAUUAUACAUUCAAUUAAAUAUAUUGAAUACUUUAUGUCGACAUGAGGGCUCUGAUAUUUACCUUUGAUUAUUCCUACAUUUAGGUGUUCUUACUUGUAUUCCAGUAGGCUAUCCAAGCCAAAAUAGCGGUAGCAGUUUGUUUGUAGGCUACCACAGGACCCUGUUGAUUACCUGGGGUCGAUUGUGAUAGGAGUCUGAAAUAUCUCUUUAGGAUAUCCUCAUCCAGCAAACUAGGUAUGUAAAUCAACCUGUUUUCACUCUGUGUUGGUCAAGUAUGUAUGGCAAGACUGCCAGUUAUAUUAUCUUAUUUCAACUUUACUUGCUUAAAUUCCUCAAACGCCUUCCUAUAGCUAAUUUUAUAUUCAAAACAAAGAGGGGAGGGUGGCUAAUUUGAUCUUUUCUUAUUACAAAGUGGUUGGAGGGAGGCACAAACUUUGUUCCAGCUUUGAAUAAGAUCAUGGAACAGUUGCCUCCCAUUAAUGAGCGUUGUCUGGUUUCUCAUUGUCUUUCUCUCUCCCAUCCCUGCAGGUUGCUACGGUAACCUUGGCCUGAGGACUUCGCCCUAUGAGCAGUCUGGUGUUUCAAUGCUGCUGGGGGAAGGAGGAGUGGUCAUGUGUACUCCCCCACAGGUGAAGUCAGUUUCCAAUGGGACUUCAGCAUGGUCAACAUGCGUUAUUGAUGUGCUUUUAUCCCAAUUUAUUAAGACAUCUUCCUUUAGGUGAACAAGUGACCCAUGUCACAAGGAUUACUUCCGCAGAUUUUUUUUAAAUAAAGAUAUUUAUUUAUACCUCA
This is a messenger RNA of Cynoglossus semilaevis (tongue sole), 2694 nucleotides long. RefSeq names its product heterogeneous nuclear ribonucleoprotein A0-like. The transcript has a single exon. The record is from RefSeq and is a predicted model, not a curated record. Gene Ontology annotation, molecular function: mRNA 3'-UTR binding. NCBI's taxonomy places the organism in Eukaryota, Metazoa, Chordata, Actinopteri, Pleuronectiformes, Cynoglossidae. Gene Ontology annotation, biological process: mRNA splicing, via spliceosome. Gene Ontology annotation, cellular component: catalytic step 2 spliceosome. Bases 86 to 982 code for a protein of 298 amino acids.